Molecule: messenger RNA, 8961 nt
Organism: Haemorhous mexicanus (house finch)
Lineage: Eukaryota; Metazoa; Chordata; Aves; Passeriformes; Fringillidae
Gene: KDM4B
Product: lysine demethylase 4B
Exons: 21
Coding region: 4627-7857 (1076 amino acids)
Biological process (GO): chromatin remodeling
Cellular component (GO): nucleus
Molecular function (GO): histone H3K9 demethylase activity
Source: RefSeq, a predicted model, not a curated record
GCCUGUCCAGGUGAGCUGCAGUUCUGCAGGGCUGGGCCAGGCUCGCUGCUCCUCUGCCCGAGCUCCGGGAGCAUUCCCGGGAUGUGCUGGCCGCUGGAAGUGGGUCAGUGUGUCACACCCAGCCCGGGCAUUGCCUCGGGCACAAAACCAGCCCAGGGCUUCCUUUUGCAUGCCUUGACAGCUCCAGCUGAUGAGGCUUUUGUUAUAAACAUCUGAAGGAGCUUAGAGAAGUUGCCGGGAACUCCAGGCUUUCUGUUCUGGCAGGGUUGUGGAAGGAAAACGGGGAAUUAAUCCUUAUGAAAGUGUUACCUGAUGCAGGAAUCACCUUUGGGGCCAAGCUCUGCAGUGAUCGAGGCUCCUGCUUGCUUUGCAAGGUGUCUGAUGUCCUUUCCUGAGGAAUAAAGGCUCUGGGACACUUGAUUUUAACAUUUGCAGUGCUGCUGCCUUGCAUUGAGGUGCCGUGGGUUAAACUUGGAAUUCCUGCUCAGAUUCUGUGGCUCAGUCCGUGUGAAGUGCCUUUUAUAGUACUUGGUUAAGCUGGUUUUGAGAGGCUCCUGAAGCCUUGCAGGAUGCAGUGGAGGUGAUAAAUGCAGCAGAGAUCACUGGUGCCAUGCAGCAAACAGAGCCUCCUGCAGCCUGGGGAGGGCAGGGCCUCAGCAGUGCUUUGGGAAUGGAUUUGUGGGGUUCAGGGGGAGUUUGUCUUGUCUGCUCAGUCAAACUUCUGAGUUUCUGAGGUUCUGAUCUGGAUCUAGUCAGAAAUAACCAUGACAUGUUAACUGCCUUGCCUCAGGCAAUAAUAAACUGUUUUAAAGUCAUCCAGAUUUAUUGCUCUUAAAUGUAACCCCUUUUUUUUCCCCUUUUAAAUACUGUUUGUGACUAAAUAAUUUUGUUGUUAGAGAAGUGUGUGAGUAACUGUGCACUUCUACAGCAAAGAGGGUGUUUUGGGGGAAAAUUUCAUUUUCCCUUGAUGAGCUGCAUAUGCUGCUUGAUUUCAAGUACAGGAGGAUCUGGAAUUGUGGAGGAGUCUUGUGCAGUGUAAAAUUUAAUAGAAAAUAACUCUCAAUUUGUCAAAUCCCAAGCACUGUAGAUCUUCAUCCCUGUGCUGGGUGGGAAUGUUGUCUCAGUCCCUCUUUCCCAAAUAUUUCCUCUGUUGUGUUUACUUAGCCUUUAUGGAGGAUAUACAAAACUCAAAGCAAUUUGAGUGUUAAAAAUGUGAUGAAUUGAAUCUGUAAAUGUUUUGGAGGAAAAGAUGUUAGUUUAAAUCCUUGCUGUAAUUACACAGUUGUUUAAAACUGGGCUGAGCAACAGCAAAGUUCAAAUUUAAGAAUUUCCAUUUUGUUUGUGUAAGUGCUGGACUCUGAUUCUUGGGGGUAGAGGGGAAGGGGAUCAGCAGUGGGGCAGCAGCAGGAGCUGCUCAGAAAUCCCAACCCUUUUCCUGCAGGAAGGAUUCCCAGGCUGUCAGCCUGUGGAGAGCUCCAGUCCUUGAUCUCAGCUGGGUGUCUUGGACUUUUCCUGGGCUGUGCAAAGGUUCCAGUCAACAGGUGCAGGAUUUCAGCCACAGAAAUGCCUUGGUUCACAUCACUUUUGGGAGGGAGACCUCUCAUGUAAAAGUCAUUGAAAUUAAAACUCAGUUCUUUGUGUGCACCGAGAUCAAACCUCUGGGGACAGGUUUUUGUGCUUCCUCACAAUGGUUGAAAAUUAGAAGGUUUUCAUAAUGUUUCAGGUUGUUACUCUCUCACAAAGAAACAGAAUGUAGCCAGCUGAGACAAAUACCUUCUCUGCUCUUUUCAGGAGCUGAUGGGGGCUCUGAGUGCAGAAUCCUCCUCAGUAUUGAGAGAAGGGUUUGUCCCCACCUGGCCCUGAGCUGCAGCCCUGCCGGGGCUGGAAGGGGCUCUCAGUGUUCUCAGAACAGUCAGCUCCUGCUCUGGAACCUUCCAGGGAUGCUGGCAGCUCCUUAGGGCUCUGCUUAACUGGGGCCAUCUCCUGAAAAUCCCAGCUGAAGCUGCAGCCCUGUCCUGCUGCCUUGGCCGUGUGUGCUGUGUGCUCCAGGAGCUGGGACAGAGCUGGCCACCAGUCCUGGGGUGGAGGUGGCCACGGGUCCUGGCCCUGCUUUCCCAAAACACGUGGGAAGCACCUGGGCCAGGAAUUCUCCUCUCCCCAGGCUUUCCCUGGGCCUGGGUGUUCCCAGCUCCUCGGGGCUGCUGGGGGAAGCUCCCACAUCUCACUGAGGUCACAGACCUGAUCCCCCCUUCCAAUGAGCUCUGGGGCCAUGUUAUUGUAAGAGCUUAGCUGGUUUGGUUGGCUAAAUGUACAUUAUCCAGGGUAGGUGUUGAAAUGUUCUUUAGCUGGGACUGCACGUGGAAAAUCCUGUGUUUUGCUGUCUCUGGACUAAAGAAUUCCAGAGUGCCAGGUGAUGCUCCUUGUAUUGAGGCAGUAGACCUUUUAAUUAAUUAAUAAAGAUUUGCAGGAAGUAGUUUUAUCCUUUAAUUAAUUGAUUAAGCUUUGCAUGGAGUAGUUUUUGAUCUCCCUUCCUUACUGGAGCAUGUAUUUUCACUCUUUGCUCUGAGUUUAUUGACUAAACAUUGGAAUUUUGUGAGAGAAUCUUGAGGGAAGGAUGGGAUAAGGCCUGGCUUUGGCUGUUUGUUUUGCCCUGGCUGUGGGUAAAGCUGCAGAUCCUGGGAAGCCUCUCUGGAGCAGAUGGUGCUGGCAGGGCUCCUGCUCAGGAUGGAGUUCACUCCUGAGCCAGCUCCUGCCGGGGCUCCGCGCUCCCCCCGGCCCCUGGCAUUUCCAGACCCUGCCCAGAAAUAGCCCCAGCAUUCCCAGAAGGUUGUGGCAGGCUUUGGGAUGGUUUCUGUCCCUGUCCCACUUCCCUGCAGCCCCUUUCCCUCCAGCUCAGCCCCCUUUUCCUGGGGGAUUUGGGCAAACCUCCGGCAGAUGGGUCCCAGCUCCCCUGGCUCAUCCCAGGGAUUUCCUUGUGCUCCUGCAGAACAUUUGGGCAGGAAAGGCUCCCCUGGGCCUGGAUCGAGCUGCUGCUGCUCCCGUGCUGACCCUGACACGGCAGCUCUUGUUCCCUAAAGGCAAUUUUUGUUCCUGGUUUGGCAGGGCUGGCAAUCUCCUUGGGCAGGGCCACCCUGAAGAUGGAGGGCUUGCUAAAAUGGCCCUUUUGUUUCCACGCUGCAACAAUUCCUGUUGGGGGUGGGAAGGAUCUUGGGGUGAAGGGGUGAAAUGGUAUUUUUCUCCCUCAGCUGGUUUUGCUCUGUGAUUUCCUGCAAUACUGGGAUUCCUAAUUUGAUUUUAUUCUGGGCUGGGUUCUGCGUCUCUGGCUCCUGGCUUGGGAAGGGCUCUUCUGCCUGUGAGAAGCUGUGAUUUUAUGCAUAAAAUUCCUUUAAAGACUCCUUGGGGAAGGACAUAAGACUUGCAGAUCCUUGUUUUGAAACAAAUUUGCAUAAAAGUUACUGUGUAAAAUUCUAAUGUUUUCUGGCUUCUAAAAUUUCGCUCAAAACUGUUCAUGUGCCUUUGAAAUGAAAAGUUUUACCCAGUUAAAAUGAAACCUUGGUGCCCUGGGUGUGGAGUCUGCCCACUUUAGCUGGUUUUAAUUCCAGGAGCUGGGAGCACUGGCUGCCUCUGGGGCGAGUGCUGUGCCACAGUCUCCCAUUCAGACAGAGCUGGGAGAACUCCCUGCUUCAUUCUGUGUUUCCCUAACACCGUGAGUCCUUCCAGGAGCAUCUGCGAUACUUCUUGGCUGCUCUGCAAUCAGUUUAAACGCUCUUCAAAUGCUUUUUUUCCAUGUGAAAGCCUGGCAGGAGCUGUUUCCCUGCAGUUGCUCCUCCACAGCCCAGCAGUGCCAUCUCGUGAGUGCUCGGGGUGUGGAGCUGCUGCAGCUCCUCCUCGCGGGGAGCUCCUUCGGGAUGUCUGCGGCUGAAAUGCCACUAAAACCUUUUAUUUUCCUUACAGAUUUCCAGCAUAACCUUAAAAAAGUCUAUUUUAAAAAUCGAGAUCUCACCCUGAAUGUUUGAGAGUUUGUUUGGAUGUGUUGGAGUUGUGUGUCUGCAUUUCUUGUAAGACUUGCCUGACACUGUGUUCUGUUUAUGUACAUUGCAAAUGCAAAGUGUCAUGAAGCUACAUUAAAAAAAAACACCUUAAUUUUAAAAUUUUUAGUGUAGUCUAGCACAUGAAAAAACCCCAAAUUGGGGAACACUGUUGGGUUUGAACCUGAACAGAAAAUGGUGAAGCAUUUUGGUGGAAAACUUGCGGGCUGGCAGGUUGUGCACACUGACGAAGCCGAAGGUGCUGAGGAGUUUUAUUUCUGUGACCCCAUCCUGAGGAGGCCCCGCUCUCUGUGCUGAGCUGGGGGCAGAUGUUAAGCCCCUGGUCUGUAUUUAGCCCCUGUCUGGGCUCUGGGCUGAUCCUGGUGUCAGGAGCUCCUGACUAAGUGCAGUUUUGGUUGGGAGCUCCUGAUGUCCACGUCAGAGGGUCGUUCUCACAAAUCCCCCUUGCGGGAAUGAAACAUCUCUGCAGGCUUUCUGUGGAACUCCUCAGAGCUGGGAGUUGGAAACCCAAGGUUUUAACCAGUAUCUUUUCCUGCCCUUCCCUUCCCUUCCCGUGUUCCUGUGCAGGACUGGAGCUAUGGGGUCGGAAAACCCCAGCCCGCAGAACCCUGGCUGCAAGAUCAUGACCUUCCGGCCCUCGCUGGAGGAGUUCCGCGACUUCGGGAGGUUCAUCGCCUUCAUGGAGUCCCAGGGAGCCCACCGGGCUGGCCUGGCCAAGGUGAUCCCCCCCAAGGAGUGGAAGCCGCGGCGCACCUACGAUGACAUCGAUGACAUGGUGAUCCCAGCGCCCAUCCAGCAGGUGGUCACGGGCCAGUCAGGGCUCUUCACCCAGUACAACAUCCAGAAGAAGCCCAUGACCGUGGGCGAGUACCGGCGCCUGGCCAACAGCGAGAAGUACUGCACCCCUCGGCACCAGGAUUUUGAGGACCUGGAGCGCAAGUACUGGAAGAAUCUCACCUUUGUGUCCCCCAUCUAUGGGGCUGACAUCAGUGGCUCCCUGUAUGAUGCAGACGUGGAUGAGUGGAACAUUGGCAACCUGAACACCCUCCUGGACAUGGUGGAGCACGAGUGUGGCAUCAUCAUCGAGGGGGUGAACACUCCCUACCUCUACUUUGGCAUGUGGAAGACAACUUUUGCUUGGCAUACAGAGGACAUGGAUCUCUACAGCAUCAACUACUUGCAUUUUGGGGAGCCCAAAUCCUGGUAUGCCAUUCCCCCGGAGCACGGCAAGAGGCUGGAGCGCCUGGCAAAAGGCUUCUUCCCAGGAAGCUCUCAGGGAUGUGAUGCUUUCCUCCGUCACAAGAUGACCCUCAUCUCUCCCUCCAUCCUGAAGAAAUACGGGAUUCCCUUUGACAGGAUCACCCAGGAAGCCGGGGAGUUCAUGAUCACAUUUCCCUAUGGCUACCACGCUGGCUUCAACCACGGCUUCAACUGCGCCGAGUCCACCAACUUCGCCACCCUGCGCUGGAUCGACUACGGCAAGAUGGCAACGCAGUGCACUUGCCGCAAGGACAUGGUGAAGAUCUCCAUGGACGUGUUUGUCAGGGUGCUGCAGCCCGAGCGCUACGAGCUCUGGAAGCAGGGCAAGGACAGUGCUGUGCUGGACCACAUGAAGCCCACGGCCCUGAGCAGCCCCGAGCUGGACGCCUGGAACGAGACCAAGGCAGAGCUGAAGGCAAAGCUGCUCCGCAGGUCUCACAGAAAAAGGAGUCAACUCAGAAGACACAAGACAGAGGAUCAGAAAUCUCUUGGGGAUGUCAUGGCUAUUGAAACUGCCUUGGAAGAUGUGAAAGUAAAAGAGGAGCUGAAAAGGGGGCCAGAUCUGGAGGAAGAGGAGAGAAGCAAAGGGAUGGAGGGAGAAGGGGAGUGCAAGGCCAAGGCGCGGCCCCCGAAGGCCAAGGGCGAGCGCAAGAAGAAGCAGCCGUUCCCCCCUCAGCCGCCGGGGCCCGUCCCGGGGCCCGUCCCGGCCCCCCAGGCGCCGCCCGAGGCCGGGCCGGGCCCAGCGCGGCCCCCGGGGCCCCCCUCAGCCCCGGGCCCGGAGCAGGCCCGGCCCGCGGCCCCCCUGAACGUGGUGCAGCCCUCGGAGGCGCCGGCCGAGGAGGACGACUUCAGGCCGCGGCCCAUCAUCCCCAUGCUGUACGUGGUGCCCCGCAGCAAGAAGGUGGUGUUCGACAAGGAGCACAUGUCCUGCCAGCAGGCCUUCGAGCAGUUCGCCACGCAGAAGGGGCUGGGCUGGCGCCAGCAGGGCCCCGGCAAGGAGCAGGAGGGCGCCGAGGCCGAGCUCGCCGCAGAGGCUGCUUCUGCCUUCUCCAAGGUGAAGAUGGAGAUCAAGAAGAGCCGCCGGCACCCGCUGGGCAAGCCCCCGACGCGCUCGCCGCUGUCCGUGGUCAAACAGGAGACCUCGAGUGACGAGGAAAUGUUUCCAUUUUCUGGAGAAGAAGAUAUGAGUGAUGCAGAGGCUUUGAAAUCUUUACUUUCCUUCCAGUGGAAGAACAAAGCACUUAAUUUCCCAGCUGAAAGGAAGUUCAAUGCAGCUGCUGCCCUGAGUGAGCCAUACUGUGCUGUCUGCACCCUCUUCUACCCCUAUAACCAGUCCUCACAGGUGGAGAAGGAAGCUGCCCCGGGCUCCACGGGGGAGCCCUCCUCGUUCGUGCACCUUUCCAAGUGUGGGCAGAAGACCAAGCCCCUGAUCCCAGAGAUGUGCUUUACCUCAAGUGGAGAAAACACCGAGCCCCUUCCUUCAAACUCCUACAUCGGAGAGGAUGGAACCAGCCCCUUGAUAUCCUGUGCCAAAUGCUGCCUGCAGGUUCAUGCUAGCUGUUACGGGAUCCGCCCGGAGCUGGUGAACGAGGGCUGGGCCUGCUCGCGCUGCUCGGCCGGCGCCUGGGCCGCGGAAUGUUGCCUGUGCAAUCUCAGGGGAGGAGCUCUCCAGAUGACCACUGAUGGCCGGUGGGUCCACAUAAUCUGUGCUAUCGCUGUCCCCGAGGCGCGCUUCCUCAAUGUCAUAGAGCGUCAUCCUGUGGACAUCAGCGCCAUCCCCGAGCAGAGGUGGAAACUGAGGUGUGUGUACUGCAGGAAGAGGAUGAAGAAGGUGUCUGGGGCCUGUGUGCAGUGCUCCUACGAGCACUGCUCCACGUCCUUCCACGUGACGUGCGCGCACGCGGCCGGCGUGCCCAUGGAGCCCGACGACUGGCCCUACGUGGUGUCCAUCACCUGCUUCAAGCACAAAGCAGCAAACCAGAACGUCCCAUUCCGCAGGGAGGUGGCCCUGGGGCAGACAGUGAUCACCAAGAACAGGAACGGGCUCUACUACCGCUGCAGGGUCAUCGGCACCAGCACCCAGACCUUCUACGAGGUCAACUUCGACGACGGCUCCUACAGCGACAACGUCUACCCCGAGAGCAUCAUUAGCAGGGACUGCAUCCAGAUGGGGCCCCCUCCGGAGGGGGAGCUGGUGCAGCUGCAGUGGACGGACGGGAUCAUCUACAAGGCCAAGUUCAUUGCAGCCCAGAUCAGUCAGAUUUACCAGGUGGAGUUUGAAGAUGGCUCUCAGCUCAUGGUGAAGCGUGGGGAUAUUUAUACCUUGGAGGAAGAGCUUCCCAAGAGAGUCAAGUCUCGCCUGUCCCUCAGCACUGGGGCCCCUCAGGAAGAAGUGUUUUCGGGAGAUGAAGGGAGAGCAGCCAAGCGCCCCCGGCUGGGGAAUCCCAGGAAUCCUGAGGAGUAUGGACAAACCCCGGAUUACUUGGCCUUCAUGGAGAGCCUGUUGCAGACACAGUACCAGCCUGGGACUCAGAGCAACAUGUUUUAACCAGGAUUCAUCCAAAAUAUUCAAUUAACCCUUUUUGAGUUAGUGGAAAAAUAAAUAGGAAACUGUGGAAUGGAAGACCAGCCCUGUGCAAUAGCCUGCUGUGAAUUUCUUUCAUCUCCUCUUGGUUUGGACUGCAGGAAAUCCCUGUCUGGCUGCUACCUCGACCUUGCCAGGAGUUGCUGACCAAGAGCUGGGGAGCUUGGAAGCCCUUCAGCUUUUCACACGGAGACUUUGGAAGAGUUUCUACAGAUGGAGCUUUGUGACUGGUUCUUUUUUAUGAGGAAAGGGUUAAAAUUUAACAAAAUGACUUUUUCAAAUCUGUCAAACUUUUGUCUUUCAAGGUGCUAUUACAUUGACUACUGAAGCAGCCUUUGGAAUUGUGUUUUCUGUACAUAGACGUCACCUUUGUGAAGUUUUCUAUGAAUGAGCAUUAUUAAAAAAAAAAAGCAAGCAAAAAUAGGAAAAUGAAAGUUUCCACAAAACAUUUUUCUAGAUUAUGGCUUUAAAACAGAAAAUAAAUGAAAUCCUCCCCCCUCACCCCCAAAUGAAUUGUGACUGGUGUUACAGCGGGGAGAGGGAGAGCAAGAGCAGAUGUCCUGGAAUGUUCUGGGUUCUUCUUUUGUAAAGAAACACUAUCUUUGUAAGCUGGGGAAGGUGGGGAAGCAGUGUUCACCUCUGGGAUGUUUCUGCCAUUGGCUCUCUGCACGCCCUGGGACGGAUGCUGGCAUUGCUGCCACGUCCCCAGGGAGGGGCUUAGGGAAGAAAUGGCCAGGUUUGGGUCAUUCCUCUCAUCUUCCUUCCCCAUCUUUGCCAUCACAGUUGCUUUCUAGUUCAGGAUCAGCAUGGCUUUGAGUUCCAGUGUGCCACCCUGGUUUGGCAAGUGUUCUGUUGCUGCUUGUGUUAGCUCCCCACGAGCCAGAGGCUCCCUGGCAGCCCUUCUCCCUUAGCCCUUCUUUCUCUUUCCUUUGGUUUUUUUUUUUAUUUUUUAAUUUUUUUUUUUUUUUUGAGUUGUGCUCCUUACAGUGUGAGAAUCAUUCCAUGACAGAAGCUUGGGAGGUGUUUGUAUGUUUUUCUUUUAUCCUAUUAAAGAAGAAGUUCCUCAAA